AGCACGUGAUAACACAGGAUGCACAUUUUGUAAACUGCACAACCUAUAAAGCUACCUGCUCCAAAGAGUGAGAGUGAGUGCUUGUUUUGUCAAGAUGGGCAGCUAUAUUCUACUGGUCCUCUUUCUAGUAGCACUACCUAAUGUACAACUGGGACAUUCCCAGUGUGACGUUGUGAGGAUUGCAGCAGCUGUACAUGAAACUUUGGGACUAACUCUUGAGGAGAUGAAGGAAAGCAUUAAAGCAAUAGGUUUUCACACAUGUGGAGGUACAGCAGGUUGGAGACGUGCAGUCUACCUG
Messenger RNA from Geodia barretti, 298 nucleotides. Lineage: Eukaryota; Metazoa; Porifera; Demospongiae; Tetractinellida; Geodiidae. The record is from the annotation of a GenBank genome assembly.